AUGUUAGAUGGUCUGGAUGACAUGGAUGGCGCCGAGGAUGUCCCUUUUGAUGAGCUCAUAGGCAUGCAAGGCUUAGUAUUUCACUUGGUUGAGAAUGCAAUUACAAUAUGUAUUACAUACAAGUCUGAUAGAUUCAAGAGAAUGAAGAGUGAAGAAUACUAUACUAUAAAUACGUCAACUACAGAUAACCCUCCCAACUACAAUGUUGCACCUGACAACCUCCUACUCGACGAGGCCAAGCUAUCUGCAAGGGACCAUGCUGCUGGACGUUCCUAA
Triticum turgidum subsp. durum (durum wheat) is the source of this 276-nucleotide messenger RNA. NCBI's taxonomy places the organism in Eukaryota, Viridiplantae, Streptophyta, Magnoliopsida, Poales, Poaceae. The record is from the annotation of a GenBank genome assembly.